Molecule: messenger RNA, 927 nt
Organism: Zasmidium cellare ATCC 36951
Lineage: Eukaryota; Fungi; Ascomycota; Dothideomycetes; Mycosphaerellales; Mycosphaerellaceae
Exons: 3
Coding region: 1-927 (308 amino acids)
Source: RefSeq, a predicted model, not a curated record
AUGAAGUACACAUACGCCGCCGUGCUCUCUGCGAGCGCAGCCUUGGCCCAGACUGUCGUCGAGAAUGUCAACAUUGGCGUCGGCCCAGCUCCCAGUGGCAACAGCUCAGACUUCGAUGCGUCUAGCUCCAGCACCACCGCAUCGCAGACGAUGGGCUUCUCGCUGUACUGGCCAGCACCCGACAACUCCCCAGCACCUCCAGUCUGGCAAUGGAGGAUCAGCCUCAACGAAGCUGACGCGACCGAUUCCGACGUCCCCAACGCACGCGUCUUGAACACGGUCUACGAUUUCAGCUUCCCCAGCGGCGACACUCUGAACCAGGCCGUGGCAGACAACAGCGGCCAGCUCAAUCAAACCGCCUUCUGUGUCACAGUCGUGGAAAGUCUCUUCCCAGCGAACGUCAUCAACAAGUGGAACGAGGACGUCCUGAGCAACGGCAGCGAGGAAGAGAGCUGCCAAACGCCCUUGCGAAAGCGUUGCACGGGUGCCAUUGAAGAACAGAUCAGGAACGCGGAACCAGAUGAGAAUGGCUGCCGUGGCUCCAACGUGGACCUCUCCCGCGUUAGGCAGUGCGAGUGGGCUUUCGAUGGCGGUUACCAGGCCUCGACCUACAACCUCGUCGGCAACCAAUCUGCCGCAGACAACAGCUCCUUCCCCAUUCGCAGCGGUGGUGGCUUCACCCAUGUGACUUCGCCAGUGUACGACGCCACCAACAGGACCUGGUUCGAGCAAGAGGACCUGCGUAUGCACAUGAUCAUCAUUGACUCUGGAAGCACCUACACUCCUCUCUGCAUGAGAGUCAACUCCUCCGUCAAGGCUGACAGCGUCGCUACCGGAGCCAACACUGGCGCUGCAAGCACAAGCAUCAGCCUCAACUCAUGGUUGCUCCUGGCCGCCGGCUUCGUCGCUCUCGCCUAUGCGCUGUAA